GUUUGUAGCAGAAUGCCUCACUCUGGGAUCUACCAUUACAAUCACAGCAUAGAUUUAACCAAAAUACUGUAGUACCCGAAACGGGAUUACUUCUUUUACUUUAAUACAGCUGAUGUUUGUUUUGGCACCACAAAUAAUCGGUUCGGUGCUGUCAGUGAUUUUUUUUAUUAUUAUUUCUUAAACAAAUCUCCAAAACAUACCUCAGAAAAAUAAUUUCGAUAUUGCAAACACGGAAAUCCCGGAACUAAAUGGAUUAGUCUUCUUUUUUAGAUGUUGCCUGCUACUCUGUACUUGAUGAAGCAAUAAGGACUUUAAACAGUUCAGUGAGACUGUUGAAUUGCGUUUUCUGUUCUUCGUUUAUUUCGUUAAAAGCUCAAUUUCCUUGAAAAAAAAAACCCGAAGCAUGGCUAGAAUGCUGAGCAGGGACCUCCGGGACAUUGAGAAUAUCCUGACUUUAAAUCCACGUGUGAAGACUCAUGCAUCACUGUGUUCUACGGCGACAACUAAAAGGGAGAAGAAACAUUGGAAGAGAAAUGCUGAUAAAAAUUGUUCAAGCUGCGAGAAGCUGGAGAACAAUUUUGAUGACAUCAAACACACGACUCUGAGUGAGCGUGGAGCACUUCGAGAAGCAAUGAGGUGUCUUAAAUGUGCAGACGCCCCAUGUCAGAAAAGCUGUCCAACAAAUCUGGAUGUUAAAUCCUUCAUCACAAGCAUUGCUAACAAGAACUACUACGGAGCUGCUAAGACUAUUUUCUCUGACAACCCCCUUGGACUGACAUGCGGAAUGGUGUGUCCAACCUCUGACCUGUGUGUGGGAGGCUGCAAUUUAUAUGCAUCGGAGGAGGGACCAAUUAACAUCGGUGGACUGCAACAGUUUGCCACAGAGAUAUUCAGCACAAUGGGGAUCCCUCAGAUCAGAAAUCCCAACCUGUCAGACAAAAUGCAUGAAAGCUUUCACACCAAGAUAGCCUUGAUUGGCUGUGGACCUGCCAGUAUUAGCUGUGCUUCUUUUUUGGGGCGACUGGGCUAUGAUGACAUCACCAUAUUUGAAAAACAGAAAUACGUUGGUGGUUUAAGCACUUCUGAGAUCCCCCAGUUCCGACUGCCCUACAACGUGGUGCAAUUUGAAAUUGAGCUUAUGAAGAACCUGGGUGUAAAGGUAGUUUGUGAGAAAGGUCUUGGCUAUGAUCAAAUGACGCUAAGCUCUUUAAAAGAAGAGGGAUAUGAAGCAGUCUUCAUUGGAAUGGGUUUGCCAGAGCCAAACAGACACCAAAUCUUUGAAGGACUGACAAUGGAAGAAGGUUUUUAUACUUCUAAAGACUUCCUGCCAUUGGUUGCCAAGGCCAGCAAACCAGGGAUGUGUAGCUGUCGUUCUCAGUUGCCAGUCUUGCAUGGCACAGUAAUAGUGCUGGGUGCUGGUGAUACUGCCUUUGACUGCGCCACCUCUGCAUUGCGCUGUGGAGCCCGGCGUGUAUUUGUGGUCUUCAGAAAAGGAUUUAAAAACAUCAGGGCUGUCCCCGAAGAGAUGGAACUUGCAAAAGAAGAGAAGUGUGAGUUUCUACCUUUCCUGUCUCCACGGAGAGUUAUUAAAAAGGGUGGACAAAUCGUCAGCAUGGAGUUGUGUCGGACAGAAGAAAAUGAAGCUGGUGACUGGAUUGAGGAUGAGAGCCAAAUUGUUCAUCUGAAAACAAAUUUCAUCAUCAGUGCCUUUGGCUCAAUGCUGAAUGACAGAAAAGUGAAAGAGGCCAUGACUCCCAUAAAAUUUAACAGAUGGGGUCUCCCAGAGCUGGAUCCAGAGACUAUGCAGACCAGUGAACCAUGGGUGUUUGCAGGUGGGGACAUUGCAGGCCUGGCUAACACUACUGUAGAAUCAGUCAAUGAUGGCAAGCAAGCUUCCUGGUACAUUCACAAAUACGUACAGUCACUGCAUGGCCGUUCUGUGGACUGUAAACCCCAGCUUCCUCUGUUCUACACCCCUAUUGACCUGGUUGACAUCAGUGUUGAGAUGGCUGGGCUGAAGUUUCUGAAUCCCUUUGGUUUGGCAAGUGCUCCACCGACAACCAGUACAGCCAUGAUCCGGAGAGCUUUCGAAGAAGGCUGGGCAUUUGCUCUCACCAAGACGUUCUCCCUCGACAAGGACUUGGUCACCAAUGUUUCUCCUAGAAUUGUACGUGGAACUACCUCAGGCCAUGUCUUUGGUCCUGGACAAGGCUCUUUCCUCAAUAUUGAGCUCAUCAGUGAAAAGACAGCUGCAUAUUGGUGCCAGAGUAUAACUGAACUGAAAACAGAUUUCCCACAACAUAUUCUUAUCGCCAGUAUUAUGUGCAGUUAUAACAAGUCUGACUGGAUGGAACUCUCUAAAAUGGCAGAGGCUUCUGAAGCAGAUGCCCUGGAGUUAAACUUAUCUUGUCCACAUGGUAUGGGAGAGAGGGGCAUGGGUCUGGCCUGUGGGCAGGAUCCAGAGCUGGUGCGAAACAUCUGUCGCUGGGUACGACAAGCUGUUAAGAUCCCGUUCUUUGCCAAGCUGACCCCUAAUGUCACCAAUAUUGUGGAUAUUGCAAUGGCUGCUCAUGAAGGUGGUGCAGAUGGCGUUACAGCAACCAACACCGUCUCGGGGCUGAUGGGACUGCGAGCAGACGGCACACCCUGGCCUGCCGUUGGAGGAGGGAAACGGACCACAUAUGGCGGAGUGUCUGGAAAUGCCAUUAGACCAAUAGCACUUCGGGCAGUGUCUGCCAUUGCCAGGGCUUUGCCAGGGUUUCCUAUCCUAGCAACCGGAGGAAUUGAUUCAGCUGAGGCUGGAUUGCAAUUUCUUCAAGCCGGUGCUUCAGUAUUGCAGGUGUGCAGUGCUGUUCAGAAUCAGGACUUCACACUGAUUGAGGAUUACUGCACAGGGCUGAAGGCCCUGCUCUACCUAGAGAGCAUCGAGGAGCUGAAGGACUGGGAUGGACAGUCCCCUCCUACCCAAUGCCAUCAGAAAGGCAAGCCCAUUCUCAAGGUGUCUGAACUUGUGGGGAAGAAACUGCCUUGUUUUGGCCCAUAUCUUGAGGAGAGAAAGAUGAUGUUAGCUGAACAGAAGCUGAAGAUGAAAAUGGCUAGUGAAAGUACUGCUCAACAAUCCAAUCCAAAGCAACCAUAUACACCCAAAAAGCCUAUUCCUGCUGUCAGGGAUGUGAUUGCAAGAGCACUGAAACACAUUGGGACUUUUGGAGAACUGAACAUCAAGGAGCAAGUGGUGGCACUGAUUGAUGAAGAGAUGUGCAUUAACUGUGGGAAAUGCUACAUGACCUGCAAUGACUCUGGCUACCAGGCUAUUAAGUUUGACCCUGAAACCCACCUGCCUACAGUUACUGACAGCUGCACCGGUUGCACUCUGUGCCUUAGUGUAUGCCCCAUAAUCGACUGCAUCAGAAUGGUUACCAGGACAACACCUCAUGUGCCAAAGAGAGGCCUGCCUCAAGCUGUUGAUCCGGUUUGCUAAAGAAGCCUGGGUUCGCCUAUUGAAAAAGGACCUAACCUCUACUUCACAGCAUUGAUUCACUUCAUAAUUGCAGUGUGAAAAAUUACCUUUAUUAUAAAAACGAAUAAUUAGUUGGAGAAAUAAUUACCUUAUAUUCCCAAGCCAAUUAUCCAGAAAUAAUUGUGCGGACACAAAUAGUUGCAUUAUUUCUAAACAAUAGCCUGCAAUAUUUUUUUCUGUCAGUGCUGUAGUAAUGAAACUGAAGGGGAGUUUGAAAAUAAUAGAUGUUUAUGUACUGUAGAUCUUAUAUCAAGGACUAAUGCAACAUUUCUAAACAGGACAGGAUGACAGUUUUUAUAGUUCUACCAUAAGUUUACAGCUGGAGGUGAGCAGCCGAGUGAGAUAUUUCAAAUUUUUUUUGUUUGCAAAAUAAUUAGACAAGGAAUUAUCAAAGAUGAAGAGAUGUUUCUUUGUUUUUCAGAAACUAAAAAUUACAGAAACUCAUUCAAAUUAAACCCCAGGGGAUAUAUAAUGCUAAAUUUAAUUAUGGGAGUAUGUCAUAGUAUGUAAUUAUUUGAAAUAUUUUUAUAGUAACUUUGCUUCAGGUCAUAUCUACAAAUUAGAACUGGGCAAGUUUCGGUCAAUACAAGUGACAAUUUUGAACUCACUUAUCAGUGUACCUGAUUUUGUAUUCGAUUGUCCAUUUCUUUUCCCUUUUUAUGGCAAUAUUAUAGCUUCUUCAUUGUGAGUUUUUCAUGUAUGGAUAUUUUGAGGCAUUAAUAUGAGGUAUUGAUAGCGAUAACAGAAAAUAUCAACUCACCUUAAUGAGCUGUUCAGCUAAUCCAAUCGUCACUUACUACUUCAGAGCAAUGAGCUGAUGUGCCGUACUGUAUGUUACAAUUAUAUCAGAAGUAAUAAAAGUUUGAACUCUAA
Messenger RNA from Lepisosteus oculatus (spotted gar), 4393 nucleotides. Its product is annotated as dihydropyrimidine dehydrogenase [NADP(+)]. NCBI's taxonomy places the organism in Eukaryota, Metazoa, Chordata, Actinopteri, Semionotiformes, Lepisosteidae. Gene Ontology annotation, molecular function: dihydropyrimidine dehydrogenase (NADP+) activity; iron-sulfur cluster binding; NADP binding. Gene Ontology annotation, biological process: uracil catabolic process; thymine catabolic process. The record is from RefSeq and is a predicted model, not a curated record. Gene Ontology annotation, cellular component: cytosol; cytoplasm.